Molecule: messenger RNA, 1713 nt
Organism: Hydractinia symbiolongicarpus
Lineage: Eukaryota; Metazoa; Cnidaria; Hydrozoa; Anthoathecata; Hydractiniidae
Product: 17-beta-hydroxysteroid dehydrogenase type 6-like
Exons: 4
Coding region: 534-1595 (353 amino acids)
Source: RefSeq, a predicted model, not a curated record
CUAAAGGUGUUUAAGUUGUUUUAACCUUUGAAAUAAAUAUACAGUGUAUAAAGUGUAAUUUCAACUACCGAAUAAUUUAUUAUAGCUGUUAAUUAGUCCACACAAAUCGUAAUUAAGUUUAGCCUGUAAAAUAUGACAAACUUUUAGAUUUGUUUUUAUGGGGUUUUCCUUAUUCACAAAGUGCUUGUCAAACCUCUGAAGUCUUUUUUGCUGAAGUAACAGCUUUACAAUGCUAGUAUAGAUUAAUUACCCUGGGGACUAGUUUAGUAAAAUUAGAGCCCGUUGCGUGUAAAUGCUAAAAAAAGCAACCCUGACAAUUUUUAAUUACUGCAAUGUCAUUAAAUCUAAUUACUCUAUUUUUUAAUUACUCUAUUUGUGGUGAUCAGUUAUACACAUUCAUUAUUAUACACAUGAAAGAAAAAAAACAAAUAAGUUACGUGCAUUACUUUACAGAGUAUAUGUAGGAGAUAUUAUAAUCACUAAAAAAAUAAAUAAGGAAAGGAAUUGAAGAACGAAUGAAGAAACAUUGAAUAAUGUUUACCGAAUUGUAUGACUAUUUUGCAAACUGGAAAUUCAUUAUUGUGUUUAUCGCAGUCAACAUUAUACUUUUGGUUUACAACCUCAACAUUGUUUUGAACUGUCUCAAUAGUCAGGCGACUGGAAUAACGAAAAGCGUUCUAAUAACUGGUUGUGAUUCUGGUUUUGGUUAUAAAACAUCACUAGAGCUAAAUGCAUCAAAAGUGAAAGUUUUCUCUGGAUGUUUAACUAAGGAAGGAGUGAGAAGAUUACAAGAUGAUCCAGCUUUUAGAGGACAUGCAUUUAUUAUGGAUGUUACAAACCAAGAUGAUAUCAACAAAACUUACACACUAAUAAAAGAAGAAGUCAAAGACAAAGGUUUAUGGUGUGUAGUAAAUAAUGCUGGCAUAAUUCAACCUGGUCUCAUUGAAUGGCAAACAACCGAAGAAAUGCAGAAAAUCAUGAAUGUAAAUCUAUGGGGUACUGUCAAUGUAACAAAAACCAUGCUACCUCUGGUCAAAAGAGCAGGAGGAAGAAUUGUUAAUGUUGUUAGUAUGGCGGGUCGAGUAACGCUACCACUUUGUUCAGCUUAUUCAAUGUCAAAGUAUGCCUGCGAAGCAUUUUCUGAUUGUUUGAGAUACGAAAUGAAAUGCUGGGAUGUAUCAGUUCAUAUUAUUGAACCUGGUAUCUUUAACACAAAUCUAGUAAAAACUCAACCUCAACAAUGGAAAACAUUGUGGAACAGCUUGCCAUCCACUACAAAAGAGGAAUACGGGAGUGACUAUUUUGAAAACAUUUUAGUGAAAGAGAAGGAAAUUGUAUCAAAGUUUGGUUCAUCAAACAUUAAGAAAGUGACAGAUGCAAUAUGUCACGCAGUGUUGUCGUCAAACCCGAAACUUAGAUAUGUUGUUGGAUAUGAUGCCAUGCUUUAUGUAAUAGCGUCAAUGUUGCCUACUUUUAUUAGUGACUGGAUCGGGUAUUUCCUUACAAAGCCACAUGCUACGCCAGCAGUGAUGAAGAAGAAAAAUGAGAAGAUUUUACCAGAUGUAUUUCGCAAUCAGGAAACUGCUGCGGAAUGAACAAAAGAAAGCAAAGAUAAAUUAAAAGUGAAAUAUAGUCAGUUCUAUAAUUGUCAAAAUACUGGCUACAUAAUUUGUAUGUGUUAUGAAAUUAUCAAAAAUGGUUUGCUCUCUUUUU